AUGGACCCGAAUCGCCAACUCAGGAAUCCUUAUACUUUUUCAAAUCUCUUCAAUCUUGAGUCUUUGAUGAACUUUCAACUACCCCAACCAGAAGAUGAGUUUGAUUAUUAUGCCAAUAGUAGUCACGAUGAGAGCACAGGUGGACAAGCAGACCGAUGUAAUGGAAUACUGUUAGAAAAGAGAAAGAGGCGAAAUGUGUAUAGUUGUGAUGAAGACCAGAAUGGCGGUUAUAGUACAUACAUCUCUGAGGAGCGAUAUAGAGCCAUGCUUGGCGAGCAUGUCCAUAAGUACAAGAAAAGGCACAAUAAUAAUUUGACUAGUGCUCCUUCCAUCGGCAACAGGAUGUCAGACAUGAAGAGCAGUUUAGGUUUAAAAGACCAUAAAGGAGCACACAAAAUUGAAACAACUUCGAAGUUUUUAUAUGAUAGUUUAACCCAGAAGCUGGGGGUAACUUCAACGAAGCAGAUUUUUUUCCUCAUUUUAACACGGAUAGGUCAUUUUCUAAACCUGCUUAUCUCGAUAUUGGAGAUGGCAUCAGUUACAGAAUUCCUCCAACUUAUGAAAUGUUGGCCGCUUCAUUAAACUUACCUAGAUUAUCAGAGAUUCGGGUGGAGUUCUACCUUAAAGGAACACUUGAUUUGGGCUCAUUAGCUUCAAUGAUGGUUGUUGACAAAAGGUUUUGCUCCAGAAGCGGAGCAGGGAUGGGUGAGCCUAAAUUCCAGUAUGAAUCUCUUCAGGCAAGAUUGAAGGCACAAUCAUCAAAUAACUCCCCCCAAAAAUUCAAUCUUAAAGUUAGCGAUAUUGCAUUGGAUUCAUAUUCUAUCCUAGAAGAAGCAGCUGGGGGAAUUCGGCGUUCCAUCAUGUUAGAUGGUGGAACUUUGCAGGUUUUUUAUGUGAAGGUGUUGGAGAAAGGUGACACGUAUGAGGUUUGUGUUGUAUGUCUUCAUAUCUUCCUUGUAUGGUAAAUUAGGAUUUUUUGUUGGCUGUUGUCACCAUAUACGACUUGAAUGUUCUGACAUCCAGAUUAUCGUACGUAGCUUGCCCAAGAAGCAGAAGGUGAAUGAUGAUCCAUCUAUGAUUGAGAAAGAGCAGAUGAAUAAAAUUGGUAAAUAUUGGGUCAACAUGGUUAGAAAAGACAUACCAAAGCAUCAUAGGGUUUUUAUCAUCUUCCACAGAAAGCAAUUAACAGAUGCCAAGAGAUUUGCCAAGCUGUCAACGGGAGGUAAAGAUGAAGGUAAGCAGAUCACAUGAGUUGAUGAGAGGUGCUUCAAUUCGCACGAGGAAAAUGGCAAGGGACAAGCUCGUCUUUUGGAAGAGAGUAGAUAAAGAGAUGGUAAUCUUUUUAUAUUCUAAUUGUUGGACAAAAUUGCCAACAUAAAUAUCGUAUAGCAGAAUGAUGACUGCUUUCACCUCCUCAAUUCCUUGUUCCAUGUGUCAUAAAUAAAGAGGACUAUUUGAUGGAUCCUGCAGUGUGGAAGCAAAAGAUUGUGUAUCUCUGAUUAUAUGACAAUCUUUUGUCUAAUCUGUAGCGAGUUCAAUGGUAUGAAAUUUCUACUAUGAAUUUUGGUGUAUACAAACAGAGUCUAUUAGGAGAGGGAGGAUUUUUUUUUUUUGCUUCUAUGGUGGACAUCAAGA
Molecule: messenger RNA, 1635 nt
Organism: Cynara cardunculus var. scolymus (artichoke)
Lineage: Eukaryota; Viridiplantae; Streptophyta; Magnoliopsida; Asterales; Asteraceae
Product: DNA helicase INO80-like
Exons: 5
Coding region: 1-582 (193 amino acids)
Source: RefSeq, a predicted model, not a curated record